Pseudoliparis swirei is the source of this 1801-nucleotide messenger RNA. RefSeq names its product V-set and transmembrane domain-containing protein 5. The record is from RefSeq and is a predicted model, not a curated record. NCBI's taxonomy places the organism in Eukaryota, Metazoa, Chordata, Actinopteri, Perciformes, Liparidae. Gene Ontology annotation, cellular component: plasma membrane; dendrite; axon. Gene Ontology annotation, biological process: filopodium assembly; positive regulation of excitatory synapse assembly. The transcript is spliced from 4 exons. Bases 316 to 894 code for a protein of 192 amino acids.
GUUUACUCAGCGUCCUGGCGGAACCUGUCUGUUAGGUGUGGGCUGGCUGGCAUUGCCUUGCACAGGUAUGAGGAGAAAUCCAGCACAAGCCGGAGAGAGGAAGGGAACUCCAGCGGUUCUGUGACGGGAACUUUAAAUUUUUCAUAAAAGUACGCGGGGAAAGGCACAGAGAGAAACACCUGUACAAAGGACAGUGGACGAGGAAACCCGCGGGAACGAGGAAGGACAAAGACUUGAGAGGAAAACACUUCAGAAUGUAAAAUAACCCAGAGGAGAUUCUUCUACUGCAAUUCGAUCAAUGGGUCUGGGAUUCCAAUGUGGCAUUUCAGGCUCUGGGAUGUACAAGACGUUGCCGUGUUUCUCAGCAUCACAAUGUAUAUGUGUUACCUAGCCGGAGCCAUCUCCAUCCACUCCCCCCAGAGGAGCCUGACCAGGUCGGUGCUGGACGAUGUGUUUUUCUCAGUGGACAUUACCUGCAGUGGGGUACCCACCAUACAAUGGACCUUUAUGUCAGGAGCAGUGAGCCGCGCCAUCGGGACCUGGCAGCCGGGGUUGUACACCAACAUAACGGUGGAUUACGGGAACAGAGUGCAGUGCUUCGACAAUGGCUCGAUGGGCCUGUCAGACUUGCGGUUACAGGAUGCCGGAUUCUACGUGGUCACCGUCACGGAAAGCGCAGGAAGCAGCAAGGACACUGGCUUUGUCCUGAAAGUGAAUGAGGUGCUGUAUGAGGAUCUCCAGUACCUGUCCGUCUCUGCCUUAGCACUGGCCUGUUUGGCCGGCCUUCUCAUGCUGGUCAUGUGGCUGCUGGACAAGGCCUACAGGAAGAUAGUGGCAUGGAGACGCAGGAAACAGAUGCCAGAAACGGACGCGACAGAGCUGCAGCACCUUUGAUGGACAUCUCGCUCGAAAAAGCACCACAGACUGUUUAUUCAACCUAACUUAAGUUGGUGUGUGAGGCUUCAUGAAAUAAGUCAUUUUUUGUUGUUCUUUUACUAAAUUACUGAGACAGGAAGAUGGUUUGCCAAUUCUGAAACUGUGUACCAAAAAUGUUGACAUUUGUAUUGAAUACACAUGCUUUUACAGCACACUGAUGACAAUACUGGAUUGAAUGUGAAUAUAUCACUCUUGACACUGGAAAACAAUACAUACUGUAUUUAUUCUCUAAGCAAAGGAAUUGUUUGAUUUAUUUGUUUAUUCUUUACUGAUUGCGUCUUCACAAAUUUUAAUCUGGUGUUUUACAGUAUCAGAUUUCUGAUGCAGUGAUAAAAAAUGAAUCAUGGUUACUUUUUAGGCUUUGAGAGGGAGAGAAUAAAAACAAAGAAGACCGUUACUCAUUUUGAGAUCAGACUAUGCGGAAAGUCAGUUUCUCCAAAAUGCUGUCGUUCAAAUCAGACUGGAUAAAAAUAAAGCAAGACUACAGAUACACAUUCCUCAUAAUAUAAAUCCACCAACAUGUAAGUCCUUAGAAAACCUUCAAAUCAAAUCAUUAUUUUUAUGACAAUAUGAAAAAUAUGCAUAAAUACAUACGGGCGUAAUGUUUUAUUUUGUAUCAAACUGUCUCAGUUGCACACACUCGACAAUAUUGCAUUAUCAAAAACAGAGCAGACAACAGAUGCACUACUGAUGGGGGGGAAAGGGGAUUAUGGCAGUAUUCAAAAGUCUGUGAAUUGUAUGGAAAAAGGUUUACGGGAUGGAAAUGUUACAUUUGACAAAGAGGCCUUUGUUGUGGCUGCAAAGCCCUGUCCAAAUACUGUGGCGGCUACGUUCUCGAAAAAAAAUAAAAAUAAAUAGGCUGCUG